GUUUUUAAAGGCGGACCGGAAACAGCGUGGGGUUAUUGAAGAAUUAUAGAGCACCGUUCAACUUAAGAAAGAUCUAUCACCAAACAUAGCAACAUCCACAAAGCUGAGGAAAUGUUGAGAAAUGCCUCUGCCCAGAUACUUAAGCAGUUUGUCAGACACAGGACUACAGAUACAAGUCUGAUCCUGGAGAGAUCUAUAAACAGGGUGCAGUUGCUUGGACGGGUGGGACAAGACCCUGUUAUGAGACAGGUGGAGGGCAGAAACCCCGUCACCAUCUUCUCCAUGGCAACAAAUGAAAUGUGGAGGUCUGGGGAGGGAGAACCUACACAUACAGGAGAUGUAAGCCAGAAAACAACAUGGCACAGAAUUUCAGUAUUCAAGCCAGGCCUCAGAGAUGUGGCAUAUCAGUAUGUAAAGAAAGGGUCUCGAAUACUUGUCGAAGGAAAAUUGGAUUAUGGGGAGUACACGGAUAAAAACAAUGUUCGCCGACAAGCAACCACUAUUAUCGCAGAUAAUAUUGUCUUCUUAAGUGAAAAUCUGCGAGACCAGUAGUAAUGAAGCUUUCUCAGACUUUAGGAACCAAAAGAAGAUGGAAGAUCAUUUUUGUAUAGUGUUAUGCUGCUCACUGACUUUAAUAUCUUGAAUAACUUUGUGCCUGCCCCAGCAGUCAUACAUACACCGAUCAGCUACAACAUUAAAACCACCUGCCUAAUGUUGUGUAGUUCCCCCUUGUGUUGCCAAACAGUAGCAUUCUGAGAUGCUAUUUUCUCACCACAAUUGUACAGAGCGAUUAUCUGAGUUACUGUAGAAUUUGUCAGUUCUAACCAGUCUGACCAUUCUCUGUUGACCUCUCUAAUCAACAAGGUGUUUCCGUCCGCAGGACUGCCAUCACUGGAUUCUUUUUUUUUUUUUUUGUGGGGCACCAUUAUGAGUAAAUUCUAGAGACUGUUGUGUGCGGAAAUUCCUGGAGAUCAGCAGUUACAGGAAUACUCAAACCAGCCCAUCUGGUGCCAACAAUCAUCCAUGUGAUUAUCUAAUCAGCCAAUCAUGGGGUAGCAGUGCAUAAAAUGUAAAAAUGUAAAAUCAUGCAAAUAUAGGUCAGGAGCCUCAGUUAAUGUUCACAUCAGCCAUCAGAAUGGAGGAAGAUGUGAUCUCAAUUAUAUGAACCUUGGCAUGACAGGCUGGUUUGAGUAUUUCUGUAACUGCUGAUCUCUUUUGUGUUGUGAUUUUCACACACAACAGUCCCUAGAAUUUAAUCAAAAUGGAGCCAAAAACAUCCAGUAAGCAGCAGUUCUGUGGACGGAAACACCUUGUUGAUGAGAGAGGUCAACAGAGAAUGGUCAGAUUGGUUUGAAAUGAUAAAGUCUACAGUAACUCGGAUAACCACUUUGUACAAUUGUGGUGAGAAGAAUAUAAUAUCAGAAUGCUAUUCUGAGGUGCUGGUUGGCGCUGUUUUUGCAGCAUGAGGGGGACCUACACAAUAUUAGGCAGGUGGUUUUAAUGUUUUGGCUGCUCGGUGAAGACAAAAGAAGGAAUGUUGUUGGUGUGGAUUGUGACAUUUCGUCUUGUUCCAGAAAGGGGGCGCCAGCAGAAUGCACUUUGACAUGUAUACAUUGUAUACAAACACAUUCGUUCCAGCCCCAUGAACAGGUUUUGACUGUCCUUUGUAAUAAAAAUUAAAAAUAAUGCUACAUUUUCUCUGUUUUGAUCACUUUUAAAACAAAAGAUGUGUUGGAAACCAAACCAUGUUGGGAUUCUGUUUGUCCAAAUCUUGUCCAAUUUGUAGUGCUACCAUGCUUUUGUCUAUAAAUGUAUGCAGUUCUUUGUCAGUAAAAAGCUGAAUACACAUGCU
Molecule: messenger RNA, 1852 nt
Organism: Xyrauchen texanus (razorback sucker)
Lineage: Eukaryota; Metazoa; Chordata; Actinopteri; Cypriniformes; Catostomidae
Product: single-stranded DNA-binding protein, mitochondrial
Exons: 7
Coding region: 112-552 (146 amino acids)
Biological process (GO): positive regulation of helicase activity; mitochondrial DNA replication
Cellular component (GO): mitochondrial nucleoid
Molecular function (GO): single-stranded DNA binding
Source: RefSeq, a predicted model, not a curated record